AUGGCAGAAAAUACAGGUAGCAAAAGAGAGGGGGCCUCCACAGAUGAUGAUCAGAAGAUUAGAUAUCUUCGGUUAAAUCAAGUCUUCAAUAAAGCACUGUCACAAUCGAUUGCUAAAUUCCAGAACUAUGAAAAAGUUUCUGCAUGUUUCCCAGAAUAUGCUUCAACACAUUUAGGAAAGAUUCAUUUGGUGAAUUGUGAAAAACAAGUCACUGAAUUCUGGGCAGAGUUAUGCCAUCGAGAGUUCCAAGAGAUUAUGAAAGAGCGUAACGUAAAAGAAAAAUUAGAUGAUUUGGAUAUACUCAUAGCCCAAGCCAAGAAAAGAUUACAAGAACAAAAGCAGGAGCAUCACAUAGAGGAUACCAGUGAUAAGAAUACGUUGUCAAUCGCAGAGCUAUCCGUGGAUGAAAUAAUACAAUGUAAUCUCCAUACACAACGUAAAGAUACAUUAAAGGAAUUGGACAAAAGGAUUAACAUUCUAGAGGAAUCUAAUCAAGAUUUAGAAAAUACACUUAAGGAGCUUGAGGGAGAUUUAGGAGAUGAGUACAAAAGUUUGAAUGAUUUGUAUAACCAAUAUUUUGGCCAAUUACAGAAUAAGUCUCUUGAUAAGACCUUAACACAAGGUCUUAACGAUAUGUUAUUAGAAUCAAGAGAAUCUUAA
This is a messenger RNA of Maudiozyma saulgeensis, 660 nucleotides long. The record is from the annotation of a GenBank genome assembly. NCBI's taxonomy places the organism in Eukaryota, Fungi, Ascomycota, Saccharomycetes, Saccharomycetales, Saccharomycetaceae.